AGGCUGUGUAAAAUGUCAAUACGAACAUUCCUUCAAACAAUAUAUCGAGCAAGUUUUGCAGACGGCCCAAACUUUUGACGGAAUCCCUCCCCCUCUACCCUGGACCUGUACACCAAAUUCCAUUGCCCCGCAUCGGCGCAAUUAGCAGCUUGAACUUGAAGAUUCAUUUCUAUGGCGCCCGUCUCCUCUCUUGUUUGACCUGCUGAAACGAUGAAGCUCGCUGCUGUCUCUUUCUCUCAAUCUGGAGCAUCCCGAGGUUUUCUUCACGGAGGUCCCUCUUUCAAUCGUUUGCCGCGCGUCGCUUCAUUAUCAGCUCCCCGAGUUGAUGCGUUCCGCUCAACUUCUCUUUUGGUCUGUGGGUUUUGCAGGACGCUUCAUCAACGAAACUCUUCAAUCAAUACUACGAUGUCAACGAUGAGCAAAACCUCCAUUUCUAGAAUCUGCUGUAGACACCCUGGACUGAAUGCGAGACUCUCCUCAAAACGAAAGCAUGGGAGUGGUUCAAGAACUUUUUCAACAUGCACCUCAUCGUCGAGCUCCACAACGAACCCUCUGGUCACCCGUUUCCCCUCAGCUUUGAUUUUGGCCUCCCAGGUCACCCCAUCUGAUGCACCUCAGCGUUCAGAAGAAUGGUUUGCACUACGGAGAGACAGGUUGACUACAAGCACCUUCAGCACAGCCUUAGGCUUCUGGAAAGGAAACCGUCGCUUCGAGCUAUGGCAUGAGAAAGUGUUUCCUUAUGAGAUUCAAAAAACGGAAGCAUCGCAACGGUGUGCCAUGGAGUGGGGUGUGCUCAAUGAAGCAACUGCAAUUGAUCGGUACAAAAGCAUCACAGGCCGAGACGUAAGCUUGUUAGGGUUUGCAACUCACUCAGAACAGCAAUUCGAUUGGCUCGGCGCCUCCCCCGAUGGCCUAUUGGGAUGCUUUCAAGGAGGAGGGAUCCUGGAAGUAAAAUGUCCAUACAACAAGGGAAGGCCAGAGAAGGGACUACCCUGGUCAACAAUGCCAUUCUACUACAUGCCACAGGUUCAGGGUCAAAUGGAGAUAAUGGACAGAGAGUGGGUGGAUCUAUAUUGCUGGACACCAAAUGGAAGCACAAUAUUUCGUGUGUGUCGGGAGCGGGGUUAUUGGGAACUGAUGCGUGAAAUGUUAAGGGAAUUUUGGUGGGAAAACGUCGUUCCUGCGAGAGAGGCUCUAUCUUUGGGAAGAGAGGAAGAGGUAAAGUCAUAUAAGCCAACAUCCACGCAUAAGCAGACUGGACUAGCAAUAGCCAAGAGCAUCAAAUUAGCAAGCGAGGCCAAGUUGAUGUUUAGGGAGAUAGCUGGACAUGUUGAAUUUUACCGAUGAUUUUUGGCUUCGGCGUAUUGUAUUUGACCCCUCUCAUUUUGUCUGGGAAUCCAUUUUCCCCACAUAUUUGUUCCAUGAUUUACUGAUUGAUGAUAUUUAAUACACAGCCUUUGAUUUGGCGUCUG
Molecule: messenger RNA, 1472 nt
Organism: Momordica charantia (bitter melon)
Lineage: Eukaryota; Viridiplantae; Streptophyta; Magnoliopsida; Cucurbitales; Cucurbitaceae
Product: Restriction endonuclease, type II-like superfamily protein
Source: RefSeq, a predicted model, not a curated record